GCUGAUAUCCAUUGAGCUUCCUCCGAGGGGUCCGCAUUGAUUCUUGACUAUCUCCGAAAGCAGAAGUAUGUACCACCAUGACUUUGUGUUCAUGACCAAGGAAUCAUUUAUCGAUAGUCGUCCUUAUUCGGCUAUCGAUAUCUCGACCAAUCUGCAUAAUAAGGUCUCCAAAACUUAUGUGGUGAGAGCUUUACGAGAACUACACCAAAAAAAGGAAAUUGCGUGUCGAGUAGCUGGAAAACAAAUGGUUUAUCAUGCGUUGCAAGAAGAGCUAAACAAGGUCGGACCUGAAGUUAUAGCGGCCAUGGACGAAGAGAUCCAAAGCCUCCAGGAGCAACUUCACGGUCUCAAGGAGAACGACAAAAAGAUGCAAGGCGAAUUGAACUCCAUCAACACAGUACCCUUGCCCUCCGAGCUCCGUACAGAGAUUGAGAAGCUCGAGAAAGAGAAGGGCUCACUCGCUGCUCAUGUGGCUAAGAUGGAUGGUGAUGGAUCGGCGCAUGUGUCUCCUCUGGAGAAGGAAAAUGUGAGGAGGGACUGGAAGAUUUGGCAGAACCAAGCAAGACUCCGAGCUCAGAUAUGCCAUGAUAUAUGGCGCAAAUGCUCUGAAACACUGCCCGAGAAUAUGACUCGGGAUGAGCUUUGGGAAGGCUUGGGCCUUGAAGGGACCCCGAUGUAAUCACAAACUAGGGCGAACCGAGUUUGAUGUCUGCUUUUCUUAGGGAAG
This is a messenger RNA of Aspergillus versicolor CBS 583.65, 727 nucleotides long. RefSeq names its product putative TBP interacting domain protein. NCBI's taxonomy places the organism in Eukaryota, Fungi, Ascomycota, Eurotiomycetes, Eurotiales, Aspergillaceae. The coding region runs from base 68 to 679 and encodes 203 amino acids. The record is from RefSeq and is a predicted model, not a curated record. Gene Ontology annotation, cellular component: DNA recombinase auxiliary factor complex; condensed nuclear chromosome. Gene Ontology annotation, molecular function: recombinase activator activity; double-stranded DNA binding. The transcript is spliced from 5 exons. Gene Ontology annotation, biological process: homologous chromosome pairing at meiosis; meiotic strand invasion involved in reciprocal meiotic recombination; meiotic joint molecule formation.